CGAGGCUGGUGCCGAAGAUGUUCUAGAAAGCAUUUCUUCGACUGAAAUUUUUCUUGCAUUAACACCACACACACAUACAUAACCACACACACACAGUUGACGAGUGGACUUUCGACCGAACGGCAGCUUGCCCUCCGCGCAAAACAAGGACUAAGCUUAAAGGAAUAAAAAUAUUAUGUUGGACUACACGGAAAUGUCAACGAAAAGCAGACGACGUCUGCCGGGUGUUUGGACCCUAAUCUUGGCCAUGCUGCUCUUCGCAAUGACCCUAACGGGCGUUGCUCUGCUGGAGGCGAGUCGCUCUCAAUCUUCACAGGGGGAUCAGUCCUUGAAUCAGAUCUUCAAUGUGAAUCGCCUAUGGUCGCACUUUCAGCUAUCGUCUAAUAAAACGGACGAUGAAAUCGCUGCAACUGUUGAGCGCAUAGCGAGAGAUGCCAAGGCAAAUGCCAGUCAGAUUGUAAAUGGACAUAGUAAUAACUACUACGAGGAGCAGAGUGCGGUGCUUGUCAAUUCAGAGAGUGCACAACCCAGAUCGGACUCCGACGAGACGGAUCCCUACUAUGAUGCAGCGGCUGAGGACUAUUUCAAUGGUCAGCAAUUAGCGGAGUCAGAUGACAGUUAUAGCGAUGCUGAUAGCUCUGUUCCCUCGGAGAGUGAGGGUAGAUCUGCACAGGGACGACCCGUUGACUCCUUCUACGGAAAGUGGCAAUAUGCCACACAGACUCCAUCACCAGUCACCAAUAAUCGCAAAUUGCAGCCAGUUGCUGUCAAUCGUCCGCCAUAUGAUGCCUACGAUGAAGUGUACGAUUAUCCCAUGGGCUUCCAGCCGCGCCCACAUACCCCACAUACGAAUCAGCUAAGCUCCAAGCAGGUGGCAUCGGUGCCCGUUAACGCUAUUUCCGCUGCACCAGUUCCCCAAGAGUCUUCGCUGGUGACGUUUCUAAAAAUUCUGAAGCAAAUGUGGGAUCUCUAUCAGGCAUUGACGAGCGCUUGGGGUAAAGUCGCCGACCGGCAUCAGGCGAGUACCGAGCAGCUGAAAAAGGAACGCCUGGAGAAGCAGCGACUGCGGCAACAGCAGCAGCAGAUCAAGUCGAGGAUUAAUUCGAAGAAACCCCCACGCAUUGAGGGUGAUAAGUUCGGACAGCGCAAUCAGACCAAGAAAGCUAAGGGAACAACAAGCACAACAACAAAAGCAACAACAACAAGGAGCCCCAGCAAGAGUACAAGCACCUCGAAAGACUUCUCCGAUGAGGUGACACUAGCGCCAGCAGUUAUUGUAGAACCCAGUAAGCCUGUCCAGGAAAAUUCGCCUCAGGAAACCUCUGUAAGCCGACUGCGAAUGAAACGAGAACCAAGCCCAGCAAGUUCAGAUGUGGGCGAGGGACGUUAUAUUAAGGGUGAUCCUCUCAAGGGUUACUAUGAUUUUGUCAUCACGGAGGGAUCCUACAAGUUCUGGGCUGCUUUCCAGGUUGGCACUGCUCUUCUGAUCAUCUACUCCACCUUCGCCGCCAUCUACUACUCCAAAGUAAAUCCUUUGACCAGCGAUUACGAUUAUCAGGACUAUCUAGGCGGUGUUCGUUCCUUCUCCGGAGGCGACGAUGACUUUGUGGAUGACAGCGAAGCAACGAGUCAGCCAUCAACCACUUCAACCACAUCGCGCAUUAUGAAUUGGUUACCACGCACAGCGCAUUCUCUUCAGUUCAUACUGGAUGCCAUUGAUAAAUUUCCAUUAGAUCAUGAUAGAAAAGCAGAAACAGGCUGGACUACGGGGAACACGGAAAAAACUGGAUCGAAUGAUGCAGAAAGCAGAUAG
Drosophila grimshawi is the source of this 1813-nucleotide messenger RNA. RefSeq lists its product as uncharacterized. Lineage: Eukaryota; Metazoa; Arthropoda; Insecta; Diptera; Drosophilidae. The record is from RefSeq and is a predicted model, not a curated record. Bases 176 to 1813 code for a protein of 545 amino acids. The transcript is spliced from 4 exons.